This is a messenger RNA of Vanessa atalanta (red admiral), 2006 nucleotides long. RefSeq names its product medium-chain acyl-CoA ligase ACSF2, mitochondrial (gene Acsf2). Bases 43 to 1788 code for a protein of 581 amino acids. Gene Ontology annotation, biological process: fatty acid metabolic process. Gene Ontology annotation, molecular function: medium-chain fatty acid-CoA ligase activity. NCBI's taxonomy places the organism in Eukaryota, Metazoa, Arthropoda, Insecta, Lepidoptera, Nymphalidae. The record is from RefSeq and is a predicted model, not a curated record. The transcript is spliced from 12 exons.
AUUGUGUUCCGUCAGACUUGGACAUACUGACUACGUUUAAUAAUGUUUAGUAAAAGUACUCGUUUUUUAUCGAGAAGACUUACCAGUGCAGCUAGUUUGAGGGUUGCUCGUAAUCUUCAGCUACAGGCAAAUGAAGGCUAUUUGCAUAAUCCUGGCAGCGAGCCCCUGUUCCAUGCCACUUUGGGCGACGUGAUAGCGGAGACUGCGCAUCGAUACCCAGGCCGUGUAGCCAUCCGGUCCAUACAUGAAGACAUCUCCAUAACUUACGAUGAAUUGUUGAGCCAAGCUGAUUCCUUAGGAUGCGCACUAAGAGCUAAUGGCUUCGAGAAAGGAGAUAGACUGGGAAUCUGGUCUCACAAUUGUGUCGGAUGGGUGGUGGGUCUCGUGGCAGCCGCUAGAGUUGGACUUAUAUCGGUUUUUAUCAACCCCGCGUAUGAAACGAAUGAGGUGAGUUUUUGUAUAAAAAAAACCCAAAUGAAAGGGUUGUUGAUCGGCGAUACGAUUAAGAAUAGAGAUUAUAUUGGACGAUUAAACAAAAUCUUACCAGAACUACGAACGUCAAAGGAGGGAUCACUUUCAUCACAAAUAUUUCCAAAUCUAAGGUCUAUUAUGACUUUAGGAAAAGAUACGAUUAAUGGCGUCUCUACCAUAGACAACCUGAUAAAUAGUUAUAAAAAUAAUUGUGCAGUUUCCAUAUAUGGAAAGGAAAUAAAACCAGAGGAUGGCAGCAUUUGUCUCUUCACAUCUGGUACAACGGGCGAUCCAAAGGCUGCUAUCGAUUCUAAUUUAGCAGUAGUUAAUAAUACAUAUUUUUCUGGAAAAAGAUUGCUAUUAAACGAAGAACAUCAAACAGUAUGUUUACAGGCACCGUUGUUCCAUGCUCUGGGCUCAAUAGUAACAUUAAUCUCUGCAUUGCAACAUGGUUCAACGAUCGUCAUCGCUGCCCCAAUAUACAACGUAGCUGCUAAUAUAAAUGCGCUUUGCGCUGAAAAAUGCACAGUCGUUACUGGUACACCAACAAUGUACAUAGAUAUGCUGUCACAAAUAGAGAACAUGGGCAAGCUGCCCAUCAAAUUGCGUUUAGCUCUUGCAGCCGGCGCACCCUGUAGCCCUCAGUUAAUCAGAAAAAUGCAUGACCAAAUGAAAACUGAAUUCGUGAGCGCACUUUAUGGACUGACAGAAACCACAGCCUGCGUGUUCCAAUCGUUACCUGGAGACAGUGUCGAUGUUGUCGCCGAAUCUGUUGGUUAUUUAGCUGACCAUACUGAGGUGAAGGUUAUUGAUGAAAAAGGUGAAAUAUUGCCAUUUGGAGUUCCUGGAGAAUUAAUGGUUAGAGGAUACAAUAAUAUGAUUUGUUACUGGGAUGAACCUGAAAAGACGAAAAAGACUUUAAGAGAAGAUGGUUGGCUGUAUACGGGAGAUAAGUUUACAUUAUCUCCAGAAGGGUAUGGAAAAAUCGUUGGGAGGUUUAAGGAUAUAAUCAUACGGGGCGGAGAGAACAUUGCGCCGAAAGAGAUCGAGGACCAGUUGAUCACACAUCCAGACAUAAUAGACUGUCAGGUAAUUGGAGUACCAGAUGAAAGACUCGGCGAAGAACUUUGCGCGGUUAUAAUACCAAGAGAAGGAGCGAAAUUCACACUAGAUAACAUGGCGAAACAUUGUAGUGGAAAAUUGGCUCGUUUCAAAAUUCCUAAACUUUUAAAGACUGUCGACGAGUUUCCUAGAACAGCAUCAGGUAAAAUACAGAGAUAUAAAAUAAAGGAACUGAUUGAGUCUGGAAAAAUAUAAAUAUACUAUAGUAUAUGUAUAUCUGUCUAACUUUUAAUUUAAAAAAUACGCCACAGUAUCUCCUCUCACAUUGAAACUGUCACUUUUAUAUUAUAUUACCUACUCUGUAUUGUAUUGUAUUGUACUCUGUGUAAUUGACAUUAAUUUGAUAGCAUGUUGAAGUAUUCUUAUACUUUUCUGUAUUUUGUAUCCCUUAAAAAAUAUAAAUAUAAAAAUGA